AUGGAUGCCACAGCUGCUGGAACAGGCUUCGUGGUCCUGAUCUGGGUUCUGACAGCUAUCUCGUUGCUGAUUGUCGGUUUGCGCGUCGUCGCAAAAGUCAAGAUUAACCAUUUCGGGCUGGAUGAUGUGCUGAUGAUUAUUGCCUUGAUCCUGGGCAUUGUCGCAGCAGCUCUUAACACCAACGGAGUCCAUUACGGCUAUGGUCGUCCCGAUGAAACUGUCCCCGAACCCUAUGCGGUGUUAGCCCGGAAGAGCUAUAUCAUAGGACAGGCCGUGCUAAUUGCGUGUACAGCCAUGGGACGCGCCGCAUUCGUCGUAUACCUCUUGGCUAUUCUGGGAGGCCAGAAAUGGCAGCGUAUCAUUUUGAUAUCCCUUGCCGUGAUGGAGCUCAUCUUCAACCUUGUCGCUAUUGUGUUGAUCUUUGGUGGCUGCAGCCCUCCAGAGUUUCUUUGGGAUCAUACAAUCGGUGGGCAUUGCUGGCCCGGAGACAUUCAGGUUUAUUAUGGCUAUUUUUCAAGCGUAUUCAAUGUUUUCAUCGAUCUUUACCUGGCCGUGGUCCCCACAUAUAUCUUCUGGCAUCUGAAGCUCAAAGUAGCGAUAAAGCUCAGUUUGAUUGGACUCAUGAGCUGUGGUUUAGUUGCCAUGGCAGCUGCACUGGUCAAAACUAUCCAGUUACACGAGAUCAACAAUGGAACUCUAGGUGGCACAAUGAAUCUCAUCCGUUGGGGUUAUAUCGAAGCACACCUAGUCAUCAUUACCGCCUCUGUCCCUUGUCUCCGCUCUCUAAUUCUCUCUGGUUUCCAUUACAUGAACAGUAGUGGACAGCGAUCGCGCUCAUACGAAUUGGGUGCAGCCUUUACUGGGACCCGGCGGGGAACUACCACAGUCACUGCACAUAACAACAGUCAACAUCGAAGGGCCGACUCGCGUCUCCGAACCAUGCUUUCGAAUCGGAGCAAUGGCGACGAUGGGGCGAGUGCUCAUCAUAUACUCGAAAGUCGUACCAGCAUGGACGCCGUCAAGUUCAGUGAAGGUAACAGCCAGGACUUGCGGACUAGACCAUUUGGUAUUUCAAAGCAGGUUGAUGUGACUAUUACCAUGCAUAAUCAUUCACCGGAUGAUGAUGACGGGUUUAAACAAUAA
Molecule: messenger RNA, 1143 nt
Organism: Talaromyces amestolkiae
Lineage: Eukaryota; Fungi; Ascomycota; Eurotiomycetes; Eurotiales; Trichocomaceae
Exons: 4
Coding region: 1-1143 (380 amino acids)
Source: RefSeq, a predicted model, not a curated record